Messenger RNA from Alligator sinensis (Chinese alligator), 1730 nucleotides. Its product is annotated as zinc finger protein RFP-like. Gene Ontology annotation, molecular function: protein binding; zinc ion binding. The record is from RefSeq and is a predicted model, not a curated record. Bases 20 to 1438 code for a protein of 472 amino acids. The transcript has 7 exons. Lineage: Eukaryota; Metazoa; Chordata; Crocodylia; Alligatoridae.
GCCCUCCCGUCUCACAGCCAUGGCCGCGGCGAGCGCUGUACAAAGCCUCCGGGACGAGGCGACCUGCUCCGUCUGCCUGGAGUUGUUCAGGGACCCGGUGAUGAUCGUGGGCUGCGGGCACAACUUCUGCCGAGCCUGCAUCGCCCAGUGCUGGGAGGGGGCCGAGACGGACGUCACCUGCCCCCAGUGCAGACAGACCUUUGCCCAGAGGCUCCUGGGCCCAAACAGGCAGCUGGCGAAUGUAGAAGUGGUCAAGGGCCUGAGCGCGGGGUCAGCAGAGGGAGCUGGGGGCAAGAUGGUGUGCGAGCAACACGGGGAGGCUCUGAAGCUCUUCUGCGAGACAGACCAGGUCCUGAUGUGCAUGAUCUGCCGGGAGUCCCGGGCACACCGAGCUCACCCCACGGCUCCCAUCCAGGAGGCUGCGCAGCAGUGCAAGGUACGGGCGCGCGGGCCCGGUCCGGCUGUGCAGCUGGGGGGGACGUACACCUCCCUGCGGCGCUGGGUCUUUCUGCCCCGCGGCCACGGGACAGACACCACCUAUGAACGACUGCGCCGGUUUCUGGAGGAACAAGAACGACUCGUGCUGGCCGAGCUGGGAGAGGUGGAGAGCAGGAUUGAGAAGCGUCAGGGGGAGACUGUCACCCAACUCUCCAAGGAAAUUUCCCAUCUCACCAACCUGAUCAGGGAGCUGGAGGGGAAAUGCCAGAAGGCCGCCAGUGACCUCCUGCAGGACAUGAGGAGCACGCUGAGCAGGUGCAGGAAGGAGCAGUUCCAGUUGCCAGAGGGGAUUUGCCCAGAGCUGGAAACAAGACUCAGCAUCUUGUCUGGACAAACGCUAGCUCUACAGGAGAUUUUGAGGAAGUUUCAAGAGACUCUGCCGUCCACCUUGGAGAGGGGCAAAAGGGUACCAGAGGGAUCAUACACAAAGGCGACGGUGACUCUGGAUCCAGACACGGCAAAUCCCUGGCUCGUCCUUUCUGAGGAUCGGAGAAGUGUGAGACGUGCAGACAAACGGCAGCCUGUGCCCAAGAAUUCUGAGAGAUUGGUUGUGAAGAAGCGUGUGCUGGGCCGGGAGGGAUUCACCUCUGGGAGACACUGCUGGGAGGUGGAGGUGGAGGUGGGGCAGGGGGACUGGGCCGUGGGGGUCGCCAGAGUGUCUGUGAGGAGGAAGAGUUUAGUCAGAUUUAGCCCCGAGGAGGGGAUCUGGGCAGUGCAGUGCUGGGGGAAUCAGGUCCGGGCUCUCACAGCCCCUGCUGCCACCCCCCUGUCCCUGCGCCGGGUGCCCACGAGGAUGUGGGUCUGUCUGGACUGUGUAGGGGGGCAGGUGUCGUUUCUCGAUGCUGACACCGAGGCCCCGAUCUUCACCUUCCCGCCGGCCUCCUUCGCUGGGGACAGAAUCCGGCCCUGGUCUGGGUGGAAGAACCGGGAUCUGAGCUGAGACUGUGCCAUUGAGUGAUGGGGAACAGCUGGGGAAUGGACCCCCCACGCAGGGAAAUGGGCCGCUCUGGCUUCCUACUCUCUAUGACCCCAGAGGAAUCCCCUCUACCCACCCCCGUUCCCUCCUCUCUGCCCCGGGAGCUGCCCAAGUGAAAGAUCCCGUCUGCACCGACAAGCCCAUCCCAUUGCACCAGACCGAUCAGUCCUGGCACUCGGUGGCCCUGGGGGAGUCACACGCGGCCACCACAAGGGACCCUUGAGGACGCCGCCGCAGCGAUGACUCUGAAACUCAU